Molecule: messenger RNA, 2167 nt
Organism: Botrytis cinerea B05.10
Lineage: Eukaryota; Fungi; Ascomycota; Leotiomycetes; Helotiales; Sclerotiniaceae
Exons: 3
Coding region: 405-1925 (506 amino acids)
Source: RefSeq, a predicted model, not a curated record
GGAAUCUGGCAAAUGUCCACUUGAAAGAAACACACUUACCGUUAGGUCAUGGUACUGUGUUGUGAGUAGCCAAGGAUCAUUUCCCGUGUUUGCAUUGUCCAAAGUCGGCACGUGCCAUGUGUUAUCUGACUUCACUGGACGAGAUGCAUGAAUUGAGUGAAGCAGGAGGAAAGUGAAUAUCAAAGAUCUGAUAAGACUGGAAACUGAAGUCUGGCACGUGCUUCGUUCACAUACCUCGAAUCUCAAAAUCAAGUGUCCCGACUUGAGUUCAGUUUCCUUCAAUAACAAAUUCAACCUCAGUCACACCAGCAACUCUUGAGUGGAUUGGUACAAUAGAUUGAUGGUGAUUUCUUCAUUCUUCUUGUUUCUUCAAUCUCUCAAAAUUGCGUAUUGUCAGAAUAAAGAUGCCACCACGAUUUCCUCCCCGCGUUCCGCGCGAACAUAUCAACAAUCUUCCGCCGAUGACUCAAGACGAUCUUGAUACCGCACGCAAAGAGUUUCCUGACGAAAAGCUUGCAUCGUGUGCGCUAGAAAAGUAUGCGAAGAAGCAUUGGAUUGAAGGUCGCUACUUUUGGAAGGAUGGUUUUCGUUACGUCUGUGGCUCUGAUAUUCGAUACUUUACAGCCAUCGUUCCUAGAUUCGAGAGGAAAGAUAGCUGUGACCCCCGAAAGAGAACAUACCAUGUUGCCAAAAAUACUCCGACAUUAGACAUGAUUGAUCGACCAAAGAAAAAAGGACUUCAGCGCUUGGUAGCACAUCAGAGUGAAAGCAAAUGGGCAUUGCCUCGGGAUCAUGACCGACACUUGUUGAAUUUUCCUCAAGAAAUCAUUGAUAUGAUCUCCCGCCGCAUUUUGUUAAUCGAGAAUCAUGCAAUCACACCGGAUGUUACAAAAUCGGACUGGGCAAGGGCGUUCAAGUCCCACAAGACCUAUUCCCUGGAUGGCGAGCAGAGUCUCAAAUCAGAACUCGGCUUUAAUACUGUCAUCACACGCCCUUGCAAAGAUCAAGAAGGAGCAUACUUUCAGCUUCGAAGAGUAUAUCGCCCCAGGAUAGACGCAACUCUAUUACGGGUGUGCAAAAGCUUCAGAGAUAAUGCAACUAAAUUGUUGUAUGAGGAAAACGUGUUCCACUUUACAACCAUGGAUUGGAGUGUAACCGGAAGUCCCCUUUCUUGGAUCGAUCACGAGAAUACACGCAGCUGGUAUAUACCUGGAACCGAAUUUUUCCAGCGCCCAUUGAGUGAAGCUUCGUUACUAUUAACAAGAAUUUGGGAGACAGGGCAAUUUGAAAGCUUCAAGCCAAAUUCCCUUGCCGUUACUGACGCCAUUCGCUUGAUUGAAAGCUUGAGGAGCCCAGCACUAAAGGAUUUCUCGUGUGCCUACAGCUAUCACGACCACUUUUUCCGAUUUCUCCAAGCAAUUGGGACAGAAAAGGCUAGAAUGCUAAAGACUUUGAAAUUCAGUGGAACAUUUGUUUUACACAUAUGUGACCGUCGCGGCUCCAUCCACAACCCUAAUAAUUCAACAAGAUCUUUGUGCUCUAAGGACCUGGUUGAUACCCUUUGUUUGUAUAUCCCAAUCAUCAAUAGGUUCUGUACCGGUUUGGAGAGACUGGUGAUUGAAGUGCAGAAAGACCCUCAUCCAGAUUGGUCGUUGCUACUCAACUUAGGGGAUCUGGACUCGGGCAGAAGUGUUCACCAAAAGUACAUAACCUCCUUGCUUGAAGGAGAGCUCCGAAAACUGAAGACAGUAAAAAUAUUGGAAGUCUAUCAAGUUUCCGAGGUCAAAGACGCCACCCCUGCAGCAGAGCCUUCAAUCGAUAAACCUGAGCCCAGAAAACUCAUGAUAAAAGAGACGCUUGAUAUCGCAGAACCGACAAUCGCAUGGUUUAGAGAUAGAGCUAGGGAAUUAGGCAACGAGAAAUGAGAAGAAUGAAACAGUAGCGACAUGGAAAUCUGUAUGAUCCCGUGAAUUUCGUCAUCAAGAACAUUUCACGUAUCUGGCAGGGAAGGAACUAAAUGGGAGAAGUUCUGAGGAAAGUACUUCUGCUUUCGGGGAUCUGUGAAGAUCUGAUAUGCAGCAUACAAAAAUGUGAAAUUGUAGCUGUAAUGGAGAGGAACUACACACAAUAACAAUGACUCGUGCUCGUUGACGUGAAGUUUUUCUCA